This is a messenger RNA of Cylindrotheca closterium, 1060 nucleotides long. The record is from the annotation of a GenBank genome assembly. NCBI's taxonomy places the organism in Eukaryota, Bacillariophyta, Bacillariophyceae, Bacillariales, Bacillariaceae.
CAAGGUUGUCGUACUACCCGUUACCGAUCAAGUAAUCCAGCGUGUUGAAGCUUGGGCUGCUGCCGAAGGUGUUACUUCCAUGAAGUUCUUUGAUAAGAAGAGAGAUUUGGAGACAUUUCAAGAUGGCGAUCAAAUUGCAGGAGUGGAUGACACGGAACAAGGUUACUUAGAGGAAGCCUUCGAUCAGGACUAUGAACCUGAAGAAGAAGAUGAACGUGAUUUCAACUUACGUGGACAAUUCGAUGAUAUCGAUGACUCCAAAAGAAAUGAGCUCUUGGCAGAUGCAGACAAUGAUGUCGACGAUAUGCCGGAACUCACUGUCAGAUUCCAAGGGGAUGAUGACUAUGAAUCAGAUGACAACGAUUUGGGUGUUGAAGGCGAUGAAGAGGAAGAACCUAUUGUGGCCGAUUUGGAUCACCAUCAAGAAAAUGUCGAUAGAGGAACCAAUGAUAUUGGAAGCCUCGUUACUGAUCUGGAGGAUCUACAAGAACCCCCAGAAGAAGAGAUUGUAUUUGAGCGUGAAGAGCCUCAAUUAGCAAAAGUCACUCGAUCUGGGCAAUCAGUAAUGAUGUUACUCGCGGAAAAGCAAUUCGAAAAGACAGUUAAAGGUCGCCUAGUAUACCAAGGCGAUGGAACUCGUGAAUGGUUAUCGCGAGAGGACACUGCAAGUCCAACUGCUUCGCAAGAAGCAAUCACCACUACUUGUGUUAUUGAUGCACACGAAGGUAGAGAUAUAAUGAUGAUGGACGUGCCUAACACUUUCAUUCAAACUUAUAUGCCUGAAGCUAAGAAAGGAGAAGAUCCUAUCUACAUGAAAAUCACUGGCAUGAUGAUCCAGAUAUUGAUUGACAUGGCCCCAGAGUAUUGCAAAUACAUUGUUUUGGAGAACGGAAAGCGAGUAAUCUAUGUGCAGGUACUACGUGCUAUAUAUGGGAUGUUGCAAUCGAGCCUCCUAUUCUAUAAUCAGUUUCGAAGUGAUUUGGAGGCAAAGGGAUUUGUUUUCAAUCCGUAUGACCCUGUUAGAAUAAUGCAAAAUGUGCUCCAUCGUGAGUGCCUUUAG